Messenger RNA from Rubroshorea leprosula, 3440 nucleotides. The record is from the annotation of a GenBank genome assembly. NCBI's taxonomy places the organism in Eukaryota, Viridiplantae, Streptophyta, Magnoliopsida, Malvales, Dipterocarpaceae.
CUAAAAUUUGGGAGCGAAAUAGUAUGAUCCGACGGCGAAGAUCCUUCUGAAACGAACAAAGCGAGUCCUACGUCCCGAAGAGCAAAACAUGGCAUUACCCAAAGAAAAAAAAAAAAAUGAAAGCAAAACAUGGCUGCCUUACUGAAGUUUUGUGGUAAUGAAUUAAUGAUAUUGUUUCCUUAAUAUGCCUCUGGUACCCAAUUCAAGCUUCUUCCUCGUCGUCUUCAAAAGAUUAUCCUUUCUUUUCCUGUAAUGGGUGUUUGUUUCUAGGCAAAGUUUCUUUCUUUUCCCAUUGUUUUGCUUUCACUAAUCGUAUGCAAGAAAAUGGAUGCGUCAUUUUUUGCUAGAGAGUCGUUCUCAUCGAGUAUCGGCGACUCUGCAGAACUCGAGAGCAAUCUCACUCUCAAAGAUCGCUUAAAGACGUUCAAGUCUUCUAAGUUCGAUCCCAAUUCAUAUCUCACCUCCAAAUGCCAGAACAUGACCGAGAAGGAGAUAAAGCAUCUUUGCUGGAAUUUGGUUGAGUUGAAGAAUUCAUCUGCAGAGGAAAUGCGUAAAAGUGUUUAUGCUAAUUAUGGAGCCUUUAUACGCACAUCAAAGGAGAUUACAGUUCUUGAGGGAGAGCUCCUGUCUAUGAGAAAUUAUCUAUCUACUCAAGCAGCUCUAGUUCAUAGUUUAGCUGAAGAUAUUAGGAUUGAUACCGUGUCAAAUGGUGCUGAAGAUUCAGCCGAAGAGGACAUAUUUAUUGUUGAAAAUAAAGAACAUUCCAAAACUGAGAAUUGGUUGGUAGAUUUUUUGGACACUCUGGAAGUCCUGUUGGCUGAAAAGAGAGUGAGUGAAGCUAUGACAGCGUUGGAUGAAGGAGAACGCCUAGCAGAGGAAGCUAAUGGAAGCAAAAAAUUUAGCCCGGGUGCACUUCUAAGAUUGAAGAACACCAUUGCUGGACUGAGACAAAAACUAGCUGAUCAGCUUGCAGAUACUAUUUGUGAGCCUUCUACCUGUGGUGGUGAGCUUCAUGCAGCUGUUUUAGCUCUUAAAGACCUUGGGGAUGGUCCUCAUGCCCAUACCUUGUUACUAAAGUCUCACCAGCAAAAGUUACAGUGCGGUAUGCAAAGUCUUCGCUUGUCAAACACUUCAUUUGGAGCAACAUUUAUUGCAGCCCUUUCGCAGAUUGUGUUUUCAACCAUUGCAAAAGCAUCUAGUGACUCCUUGGCAGUGUUUGGUGAGGAACCUGCAUGUUCAUCUGAGCUUGUGACUUGGUCUGUCAAGCAGACAGAAGUCUUUUCUCUGCUUCUGAAGAGGCAUGUUCUGGCUGCAUCAGCAGCCUCCGGAAGUCUAAGAGUUGCCUCUGAAUGUAUCCAGAUAUGCUUGACUCAUUGUUCUCUGUUGGAAGCUCGUGGCUUGGCACUCUCUCCUGUCCUAUUGAGGCCAUUCAGGCACACCCUGGAAGAGGCAUUAAGAACCAACUUAAAAAGAAUUGAGCGGACGUGCGCUGCACUAGCUGCUGCAGAUGACUGGGUACUCACCCAUCCACCAAUUGGUUCACGUCCAUUGUCUUCUACUGCCUCUCUUAGCAAUUCAAUUGUGUCACAGCCAAAACUUUCAAGCAGUGCUCGCAGAUUCAGUUCAAUGGUUCAGGAAUUUUUGGAAGAUGUGGCACCCCUUGAGAGUCUUCAGCUAGAUGGACCUGCACUUGAAGGUGCUUUAGAAGUAUUCAACUCCUAUGUUAGUUUGUUGAUAAACGCAUUGCCUGGAUCAAUGGAACAGGAAGAGAAUGAAGGUUCCAGUGGCAAAGUUGUCAGGGUGGCAGAAACUGAAGCCCAACAAAUAGCCUUGCUUGCUAAUGCAUCAUUGUUGGCAGACGACGUGCUCCCACGUGCUGCCGUAAAGCUUUUGCCUUUGAGCCAGUCUAACAGAGUUGAUGCCACCCCUAAAAGAGGAUCUUCAGACAGGCCAAGCCGUGUUCCAGAUCAAAGGGAAUGGAAAAGGAGGCUCCAACGCUCAGUUGAUCGCUUGCGAGAUAGCUUCUGUAGACAUCACGCCCUUGAACUCAUCUUUACAGAUGAUGGUUACAUCCGUCUCAAUGCACAGAUCUACUUGAGCAUGGAUGGAAACACACAGGAACCUGAAUGGUUCCCCUCUUCAAUUUUCCAGGAACUUUUUCUUAAACUGACACAAAUAGCAAGCAUUGCAACUGACAUGUUUGUGGGUAGGGAAAGGUUUGCCACUAUUCUAUUAAUGAGACUGACAGAGACUGUGAUCCUUUGGCUUUCUGAAGACCAAACCUUCUGGGAAGAGAUAGAGGAAGGGCCUAAGCCUCUAGGUGCUCUUGGUAUUCAACAAUUUUAUUUGGAUAUGGAGUUUGUGAUGGUGUUUGCUUCUCAAGGCCGGUAUCUCUCCAGAAAUCUUCAACAAGUAAUCAAAAACAUUAUUGAGAGAGCUAUUGAGGCAGUUUCUAAUAGCGGACUUGAUCCAUACAGUGUUUUACCAGAGGAUGACUGGUUUGCUGAAGUUGCUCAAAUAGCGAUAAAGAUGUUAACUGGAAAAGGCAACUUUGGCAAUGUGGAUCGAGAGGUUACAAGCCCUACCGCGUCUGUAAUGUCUUCAGUUGUAUCUCAUGGAAGUAAUUAGAAUCCUGUUACUAAAUGUUUGUACACAUUGCAGAAAGCAAACAAGAAGUCUCUAGGAAUCACCAUCCAUGUUGCUAUAGAAUUUGGAAAACAACUUUACAGGACACAUAAUUUUGAGGCUUAGCUUGAAAUUUGACGAUGUCUUUCUAUGCUCUUAAUCAUAUUUACUAGUCUUCAGGUGUAAUGAUAAAUGUGAGAGACCCUUGUUGAGAUUACAAAAGAAAGACGGAGUUUCUGUUCUUGGGAUGAACCUCAAGCUCCAAACCAUAACAAGAACACCUCAUGUCUGCAAAUAUGAAGUCUUUUUUUAGGGCCAAAAGACAACCUUCUCGAAGGAUGGUUACCGGCUUCCAUGAGGGAAGUCAAGGCAUUGAAAAGCUUGGAUUUAAGCCACAGCAAGCUCACUGGUGAAAUUCCAGAUGAAUGUUUAAAGCUGAGUGAGGAACCUGAAGAACUUAUUAGAUAUCUAUUGGAGGGAAAAAAUCUUUUUGAGUUAAUAAACCUGAAGCAAUGGCAGUAGGUCGAGCUAUUGCCCCAGGCUAACUGGGUUUUGAAAUUUUUGGAAAAUGCAACAAAAAUUUCGGCAAGAAUUGCCUAGUAUUAAAUGAAAUAUUAACCUUGACAACAUUUGGGCAACUACAGCAUCAGAGUGCCUCUUGAGUUGAGCCCAGUUGAUUGUAUUUCAUGUAGUCAAUGCCAUUUAACCGGAUACAACAUAAGAUCUGCUCUGGCAACUCUUCAUGUUUGUUCCCCUGUAUUAGAAUGAGCUUAUUAGGUAUAAGUAUAUUGCCUGAAUGAACGUAUUAGGUAUAU